This is a messenger RNA of Anoplophora glabripennis (Asian longhorned beetle), 1047 nucleotides long. RefSeq lists its product as uncharacterized. Lineage: Eukaryota; Metazoa; Arthropoda; Insecta; Coleoptera; Cerambycidae. The record is from RefSeq and is a predicted model, not a curated record. Gene Ontology annotation, molecular function: nucleic acid binding; RNA-DNA hybrid ribonuclease activity. Gene Ontology annotation, biological process: DNA replication, removal of RNA primer. The transcript is spliced from 2 exons. The coding region runs from base 1 to 1047 and encodes 348 amino acids.
AUGAGAGAGGAAGCUAGCAAGGGUGGGGAGGGUGUGGGAGUGGAAGUGGCUAUUUGUAACACUGCUGAAGAUACAUUCGGGUAUUUUUCACCCCACCACACAGUCGCCGGGUUAAAGCUAGUUCUUCAGGUCUACGUGUGGCAUAUCAGAAAGAUUCCUCUUUCAGGAAGAUACCUCUUCUGCAAGCAGACCCUGACAGCAUUUUUCCCAGUGUUCGACAGACCCUACACAGUACUCAUUAAAAAUGAGGAAGAUGCCGCCAGUGAGGGUGUAAUUAACAUCUUCACUGACGGAUCAAAAAGGAAAGAAAGUACAGGAUGUGGCAUCUAUUUUAGAUCUCUACAUAUCCGAUAUCAGUGGGCUAUGAAUGGACGUGCCACCGUGAUACAAGCGGAACUGGCAGGUAUAACCAUAGCUACUAAAGAAAUUGCCCGUAGGCAGAUAAUGGGCAAAAGUAUUAGAAUCUACACAGAUAGUAGACAAUCAAUACUGAUCUUGCAUAGUAGAAACAUAAUGUCCAGAUCGGUCUGGGAAUGCCACCAAACGCUGGUGGUGGCCUCAAAUACCAACAUCAUAUCUGUAUGCUGGGUCAAGGGACACGACCGGUGCAAUGGCAAUAAAAAAACUGACAAGCUAGCGAGGAGGAAAUCGGAUCUUACUAUAUUUGGACACGGUCCCUCCAGUGUGCUCUCGUUGUCAACACUUUUUGAAAUGAUUAAGGAAAACACCCACAAAGAGUUUAGAACACGAUGGGAUGAAAUAAACAGCUUACGAUUUGCUAAAGAGUUCUUAGGAUACCUAGCAGACACAGCCAAAAAAUACCUGGCUAUGGUCAGGGUAAGCCUUCCUGGUGAAGCGUAUUCAGACCGGACACUGUUGGCUAAGGAAAGAAGUAGUGAACAGGAAGACGCGACAGUUUUCCAUGUACUCUCCGAGUGCACUGGUGGCUCAUCAACGAGAGAAUCCGUGCUAGGGUGGCCUUCUAUGGCCUCCAUCAGAGAGAUCCCACCGAGCAACGUCAUCACCUUUUUCUCCUUGGUUGGUUGA